This is a messenger RNA of Arctia plantaginis, 1983 nucleotides long. The record is from the annotation of a GenBank genome assembly. NCBI's taxonomy places the organism in Eukaryota, Metazoa, Arthropoda, Insecta, Lepidoptera, Erebidae.
AUGUCCAAUUACCAAGAAAUUGUGAAUUUGAACGUGGGUGGCACAAGAUUCUCAACAUCAUGGCAGACAUUGACAUGGGUUCCAGAAACAUUUUUCACAGCACUUCUCAGUGGCCGGAUACCAACUGUGCGAGAUGAGACAGGGGCAAUAUUUAUUGACAGAGAUCCAAACCUGUUUGGCCUAAUUUUAAAUUUUCUAAGAACUCGAGAUAUUGAUCUCAACAAUGUAAAUAUAAGAGCACUAAGACAUGAAUGUGAUUACUUUGGCAUAACUCCCUUGAGUAGAAGACUAGCACUAUGUGAUGAGAUGAAUCAUUCAAGUUGUGGUGAUGUUCUGUUUUAUGGCUAUUUGCCACCACCAUUAAACACUUCUACUACUGGGAGGAGUGGAAACAGUUGUUCACGUAAAAACUCAACGUCUUCAAGCACCGAGGUGGCAGUAAACAGAACACAUUCGAGAAACUCUUCACUAGAUUUACGCACAGUUGGAAGGAUACCCUCACAAGAUCAGCUCAGCCGAUGCGGUAGGGGUCACUCGAGGGCAGCUUCAUUAGGCAACGCAGACAGUCACAAAGGACAUCGACCGCCAGACAUGAGCUCCUGGGCGGAUAGCAUGAAAGUUCAAAUUAUCAAAGCUCAUCACAAUUGGGUAGCAGUCGCUUAUACACAUUUUGUCACCGGGUAUAGGUUAACAGACUCUUGUGGUUGGUAUGUAGUAUUUCAAUCCCCUGUACAAGAGACGGUCAUAGAACGAAUAGCUUUGAAUGCUAAGACGAGCGGUGGGGGUGGCACGUCAAGUGGUAAUACUAGUUCAGGCAGCGACGUCAUGCUCGGGAUUGCAAGCGGAUCUUAUGUUAGAUUAUGGGCAUUUUCUACGCAUAGCGAACCCGUUAGAAGAACUUUGAUAGGUACUUUUAAUUUAGGGGUUCGGGUAGAACAUUUGCUUUUCGUCGGACCACAGUUAGUAGCUCUGAGCGGGGCCGGGAGUCGAAGUAAAGCGGGCGUGUGGCACACGAGCACUCAGCACUGGCAAACGCAGGACGUGGCGCAUCUCACCACUUACGAUACCGCUGGCUCCUUCCUAUUACUGGGAACAGCUACUGGAGCUAUUAAUUAUAUUGAUAUGCAGAAGUUCCCUCUACGUAUGAAGGAUAAUGAUCUCUUAGUGACACAACUUUAUAAGGAUCCAAAUCAGGAACCAAUUACCGCUAUAUCGGUAUAUCUCACACCAAAAACUAAUCUAUGCGGCAACUGGAUCGAAAUAGCCUAUGGCACUAGAUGUGGCUCAGUGCGAGUUAUCGUUCAGCAUCCAGAAACUGUUGGACACGGGCCGCAGCUAUUCCAGACAUUCACUGUUCAUCAAAGUCCUAUCACUAAGGUAUCCCUGUCAGAAAACUACCUAAUAUCGGUGUGCAGUGAAUACAACCAUGUGCGUAGUUGGCGCGUGACGCGGUUUCGCGGCAUGAUCUCUACACAGCCCGGCACUACGCCCAAGGCUGCCUUCAAAGUGCUCGCACUAGAAGCUCCCACCGCUCAGCCUCAUAAUGACUGUGGUCCUUAUGGUGAACAAGAUGAGGAGCAAAUUUUUAUACAAAAAGUUGUACCUGACACAGAUACAUUGUACGUACGGCUGGCGUCAAAUGGAAAAAGGGUGUGCACGAUCCGUUCAGUGGACGGUUCAGCGGUAUCAUGCUUCGUGUUAGCGGAGUGUGAAGGGGCUCUGAGGCCUCGGCGUUUGUUGUUGUGCGGGCACCGCUCCGGCGCCACGCAGAUGUGGGACAUCACCGGACCGAUAGACCGAGCUGUCAAGCUUAACCAACCUGGCAGUGUGGCUGGGAAUGGCGGAGGCGAGGGCGACGAGUCCCCCACCCCGGACGGCGGGCCGAGCCCGGACGAGCUGGUGCGGCUGCUGUCGGCGUGCGACCUGGACGCGGCGCCCGUGCCUCUCUCGCAGUCGCCCAACCGCCCCAUACAGGCGCCAUGA